CGGGGGCGGCCGAGCAGUAGCAGCAGCCGAGGAGGGCGGGAGAUGGCAGCGCUCCCCCGCGGCGUGAGGGGCUGCCACUGGAAAGCGUUGGCCUGAGGUAACGCUCGGUGCGUUCCGUUGGGGGAGAAGCAGGGAGGCCGCCUUGUUUGGCGGCGAUUCGCUCGGAUGUUCGGCAUUCCGGUCACUCAGUUCUGGAAGCAUACAAGAGUACUUCCCAAGGCAAGGAGCACACUAACACAGAAAAAUGCAUUUGGAAUGAUAACUUCUCUUUGCUGAGCUGAACUACAAAGAUCUCAUGCUUUGGAGAUGAAGAUGAUAAACACAAAGAAUAAAUCCAGCUUCUGCUGCUGUGAAUAUUAAAAGGUCCUUUGUGUCAAAAUGAACAGUCUUUGAGAAGAAUCUGGAAGCUGCUAAAUCUAAAAGAUGGGAGAAAGGGUAAGGAGCCCAGAUUCUGAACAAGACAGAAGAUCGGAUGAGGACAGAAACAGUGACUCUUAUUAUUCAGAUGAAGAUAAUGCAUCCCAUUCAUCUGACCGGUCGCCUACUCUAAGCUAUCCAUCGACAAGCCAUGAAAAGCGAGAUCACAAAACAAGAGCUUCAGACAGUCUUGUGCACUACCAAGCCACAAAGAAGUUGGGUUCCAAAUAUGCACCAAGCAAAAGAGGGACACGGUGGGGUUUCCGUUCUCAAAGCCUCACUAGGGAUUCUCCUGCGAAAGAUAUAGAUCUUGUUACAAAGAGAGUCCUUUCUGCUAGGCUGCUGAAAAUCAAUGAGCUCCGAAAUGAACUGACUGAACUCCAUAUCAAACUAGAUGAGCUGCAGAAGGAAAACAGGGCACUGAAGAGGCUUCAGCACAGGCAGGAGAAAGCCUUGAAUAAGUUUGAAGAUACAGAGAAUGAAAUUUCUCAGCUCAUUGCUCAACACAACAAUGAGAUUAGAAUAUUAAGGGAGCGCCUACGAAAAUCUCAAGAGAGGGAACGUGCCACUGAGAGAAGGCUAAAAGAUUCAGAAGAUGAACUGUACCGAACAAAAACUGUCUUGCAGAAACUGAAAAAGCUGUCUGCAGAUAAGCACCUUGCUGAAAGAGAUGACCUGGCUAAGAAACUAGCCUAUGCAGAGAGCAGACUAGAGGAGAGUGAAAAAAGAAUUAAGGAUCUGGAGAAAAAUCUGGAACUAAGUGGUAGCAGUUUUCAGCGAGAAUUACAAUUGAAGAAGAAAAAGGUGCUUGAAGCUCAAGACAAAAAUAGAGCUCUCCAAGAAGAGCUUCUUCAACUGAAUCAGAAGCUGAAGGAAAAAGAAAGAGAACUUGAUGCCAAAAAUAUAUAUGCUAAUCGUAUGCUGAAGGUAUCACCGAGGAAAGGGAUGGAUGUUAUUCAAAGAAAGAAAGCCAGCAACCAAAAUAUCAAAAAAGGAGCACAGCUCACGAAAGGAGUACAGACCAAUGGAUGCUUCUCAUCUGUAGAACUUCCUCCAGAAUCAGAAUUUGUCUGUGAUGAUGCAGUAGAUAAGAAAGAGAGGAUUCUUUCCAGAAUAGAAAAAGAGCCUCAAAACAAGGAAUGGAAAGAGCAAGCAGACCUGCUAAAACAAGAGCAAGACAGAGAAAAGGAAGAGAAACUGAAAUGUGUUCAGGAACUACAGACUUCAGAGGAGAGGUUUCAAAAGCUACAUGAUGAAUGGGAAAAAGAAGAAUGUGACAAAAUGAAAAAAGAAAGCAGCUUUUUAUUGGAUAAAGAAGAUAAAGCAAAGAUGGAAACAGAAACACACAAACCUGAAAUAGAGACAGAAAGUACUGAAAUGCUGGAAGAACGGCAAAAAAGUGAAUUUCUGCUUGCCAAAAUGAAUGAAAUUGAUAGAGAAGCUCAAAAUGUAAUGAAUGUGAAACUUGCUUCUCAAACAGUGUUCAUAAACACAUUGAGAAAAUCUGAUUCUCCGGAGAAGAAAGAAAAAAAUGGUCAAUUCUUUGAAAUUCCAGGAAAGGUUACAAAUGGAUUUCCCCAAGAGGAGAGCCAGGAGGAUGCCAUAAGAGCACAAGGGCAGAAGCAGCGAAAUUUAAGGACUGUAGAUUUAAGUAAUGAGUUAACAUUUGGUAGUUACGUACCUUCCUUUGGAAAAGUAUCAGGGAGACCAAGUUGGCUUAAUCAAAAAGUUGACUCUUUAGAAGAAAACAUGAAGGAAAAUGCAGAUUUCCAUAGUAAGAAAGAAAAGAAGUCCAAUUUAAUGGAACAGCUCUUUGGAAGCAGUGCCAGUACCAUCCUCCUCCCUAAAAGUAAAGAUAUGACACCUUUUGACAUAGAUUGGGAAUCAAGUAAUACCCUUCUUGAUAAAAACAGUAAAAUCAAAGUAAAAGAAGACAACGAUCUUUUCAGUGAAGGAAGAAACCUAAACAGACACCGUCUGCAACACGCUGGAAGCAAGCCAGCUUUUAAAACCCUGGGUUCUUUAGAAGAUGAAAUUGAAGAAGUAGUCUUACAAUGAUCAUAUUUUAUAUUUUUCGUAUGUAAACACUGAAUAAAUAUUUUCACAUAAUAUUUAUUAGAUACAGAUUUGAGAUAUUUCAGAUGUAAAGCCUUAUGAAGGAGUAAUUUACUUAUGUGGAUAUAUUUGUAUAGAGGAAAGAUGUGCUCCGAUAGAACAGCCUAACAUACACACAGGAAAUUUGUUUUAAAAAGUAACAUCUAAAUACAGGCCUUGGAGAUCUGACAGUCACUAUUUUGGCAGUAAGACAGUGAAGUUGUCCUGAGGGACUUGCUGAUAGGUGAGAUUGCUACUAGCUUGCCACUUAAGUCAGAGAAGAUGCUCUUGGUCCUACCUGUGCUCCAGAUUAAUGGUCCCUGUUGCCACAUGGCACCAUCUGACUUGUGCAGCUGUGGCUCGGGUGCCAGAGGCUUGUCAGUGCAGUGCUUGUAGGGAUGCUGUAGGAAGGAAAGGUGUUACAAAGGCUUACACUCAUGCACACCCUUCACCUGCAUGCACUCAUAGACUCUUAGUGCUCUCUUGCUGGCUUUUGCACACAGUCUUUCUCUUGCUAUCACUCUCUUGAUUAUUGAGACUUAUGUGUCAUCUGUAAUAGAUCAGUAAAACCAUACUUCUCACAAAAGAGAAUUAUUUAUGACAGAGUUAGCUGGCUGGGAAAGCAACAGGCUUUUAAGUGGGAGUGCUGGCAUUCAGGGCAGCUAGGAGAUGUGCAUCUCUGGCUAGCCAGUGUAGGAAGUAUUUUGUUACCUGUAGGCUGUUCGCCAUACACUGCUUUUAGUUUGGUUGAUUUCUUUUGAGCUUCAAUUUGCUUCCCCAGGCAUUCAUAGAGCCUGUAAGCUGUAUCAGGAAAAGGUGUAUGUAACGUUAGUGUCAUGAAAUUGAUAGAAGAGUCUUAACUUGCACAAAGCCUCAGGUAGAAAGACAAUACUCUACACUGCAAUUGUGUUAUCUCAGAAGAACCUCAGCAGAAAUACAACGAACUCAGGAGCAGCUUAUCUCUUUUCUGCAUAGCUUUUCUGGAGAUUUUAAUAACAAACUUGUCCAGGUUGUCCAAUAUUUUCAGGUUAUAUUUAUUAUAUAAUGCCAUUUUUUGUAACUUCUGAAUUUUCUACAUAAAAUUCCAAUCAUUAGUAAGUUGUUUUUUAACAAAAUGCUUUUAUUAAAACAGUUGAGUAAAA
Messenger RNA from Lagopus leucura (white-tailed ptarmigan), 3653 nucleotides. RefSeq names its product lebercilin LCA5 (gene LCA5). NCBI's taxonomy places the organism in Eukaryota, Metazoa, Chordata, Aves, Galliformes, Phasianidae. Gene Ontology annotation, cellular component: axoneme. Bases 424 to 2475 code for a protein of 683 amino acids. Gene Ontology annotation, biological process: intraciliary transport. The transcript has 9 exons. The record is from RefSeq and is a predicted model, not a curated record.